Puccinia triticina is the source of this 567-nucleotide messenger RNA. RefSeq lists its product as uncharacterized. The transcript has 4 exons. Lineage: Eukaryota; Fungi; Basidiomycota; Pucciniomycetes; Pucciniales; Pucciniaceae. The record is from RefSeq and is a predicted model, not a curated record. The coding region runs from base 1 to 567 and encodes 188 amino acids. Gene Ontology annotation, biological process: ubiquitin-dependent protein catabolic process via the multivesicular body sorting pathway; protein targeting to membrane; protein targeting to vacuole. Gene Ontology annotation, cellular component: ESCRT I complex.
AUGACCUCAUCAAGUCAACAAGAACCUCAUAACCAUCAAAACACUCAACAGAGAAUCGAUGAUCAGCUCAGCAGGGAAUUCCCUGAGAUCGGUGCCAUGUCGAAAGAAGAUCUGCAAGACUUGCUCAACGACCCAGAGUUUUUCCACGCGAUGCUCAUCAGACAACCUGAGGUGAAACGAGUAGUUGAGGAUCACCAAGCUGCGAUCAAUCGGAAUCAAGCGUUGGCGGAAAGAAAUUUGUCGUUGCGGCCCAAGUUGGAAGAACUGAGAGAUCAAGUGACGGCUUCAUUCAAUCAGACCCAGCAAACGAUAUCACAAUUUAAUGAUCUACUCAAGCAGCAAGCAGAUCUGUAUCAACCCUACGGAGAAUCCGCUUCGCGAUCGAGGCUAUUGACGGCCUUACAUGAAUCAGAUAAAUCCACCGAAAGCUUGGCCAACCAGUUCGUUGUUCAAGGCUUAUUGGAAGAAGACCAAUUCAUCAAAGAGUUCAGAGAAGAACGGACGAAAUACCAUAAACGCGCCUGGGUUGCUAAUCGAUGGUCCGAAGGUAACUUCCGCUGGAAUUGA